Messenger RNA from Entamoeba invadens IP1, 507 nucleotides. RefSeq lists its product as hypothetical. The record is from RefSeq and is a predicted model, not a curated record. NCBI's taxonomy places the organism in Eukaryota, Evosea, Mastigamoebida, Endamoebidae. Bases 1 to 507 code for a protein of 168 amino acids. The transcript has a single exon.
AUGUCGGUCAUCCACCAUUUGCACAAUCAAAACAUCUUCAUUAAAAAGACUCAAAGCGAGACGUGCGUGUCUUCGAUAUUUGAGAUUUUGUUGAUGAAGUAUCGGGGGUGUCGCGGUAUAGCACUUCAAGAGACGUACAUUAAAAUAAUUGUGAUGGAAUACACCGACAUUUUAGUGAAACUGUUACCGAGCGGAGAGUUACAAAAGGCUUCAAAAAGGUGUUACAACAAAGCACUGAAGAGAUCGACGAGUUCUUUUAUAAAUACGACCAAGACAUUCAAAGCGUGUUUUGGAAGGAUAUUCCACAUUCAACAAGAAGCUCAUAUGAAUGAAGUUCUGGCUCAUGUGAAGCGUCGCACUAAAGAGAAGAAUGAUCGAGAAGAACUAGAAGAAAAACUGGAAAAGAAGAGCGAAAUAGUUCGACGUCGUGAGAAAGCAAUAACGAUGUAUUUGAGAGAACAAAAAGACGAGAAAGCACAAGAGGAAAUUGACAAAGGUAAAAUUUAA